Trichomycterus rosablanca is the source of this 1464-nucleotide messenger RNA. It is a transcript of the gene dhrs7b, whose product is annotated as dehydrogenase/reductase (SDR family) member 7B. The record is from RefSeq and is a predicted model, not a curated record. The coding region runs from base 32 to 955 and encodes 307 amino acids. The transcript has 7 exons. Lineage: Eukaryota; Metazoa; Chordata; Actinopteri; Siluriformes; Trichomycteridae. Gene Ontology annotation, molecular function: oxidoreductase activity. Gene Ontology annotation, cellular component: membrane.
UGUUGUUCACAUGGACUUUAGCGUUAGGUAAAUGGAGUGUUUAAAAGGUGUUGGUUUGGGGCCACUUGCUGCAGGGGCAGUUGGGUUACUCGUAUUGUUGAGGAUGAUCCAGAAAGCAAGAGGGCAGCAGAUUGUUCAAGACAAGGUUGUGGUUAUCACUGGAGCCAGUUCAGGCCUGGGCAAAGAAUGUGCACGAGUUUUUCACGCAGCGGGGGCUCGACUUAUCCUGUGUGGACGGGAUCAGACGAGACUUCAAGAGCUCGUAGAGGAGUUAAAAACCUUGACAAAUAGCGAAACAAAGACCCAUACCCCAUGCAUGGUAACUUUUGACCUCUCUGACAUGGACCGUGUCACCAAGGCAGCAGAAGAUAUUCUGAAGUGUCAUGGUCAUGUGGACAUUCUCAUUAACAAUGCAGGCAUUAGCUUCCGCGGCUCCAUACUGGAGACACACAUCUCUGUGCAAAGGAACGUCAUGGAGACCAACUACUUCGGUCCUAUCGCUCUUACUCAAGCUAUUCUUCCCUUCCUGGUGAAACGAGGCAGCGGACACAUAGUGGUAAUCAGCAGUGUGCAGGGAAAAAUUGCCAUUCCUUACAGAUCAGCCUAUGCAGCCUCCAAGCACGCGACACAGGCCUAUUUUGACUGCCUGCGGGCGGAGGUGGAAAGAUUCGGUCUACACGUGUCAGUCGUCAGCCCUGGAUACAUCAAAACCAACCUGUCAGUUAAUGCGGUUACAGGAACCGGAUCCAAAUACGGAGUGAUGGAUAAGACCACAGAGGCAGGAAGCGACCCGGUAGACGUUGCUCAUGCUGUUCUGAAGGCUGUCACUCACAGACAGAAAGACGUUCUCUUAGCUGGGCUGCUGCCCACUCUCGCUGUCUACCUCCGCACUCUCUGGCCCAGUGUCUUCUUCAAACUCAUGGCCUCUCGGUCCAAAAAAGAGAAGAAGGAUUAAAGAACAGUAAGAAGUAGCCACAGGUGUUUAAUUCAGAGAGAAAUCACAUGCAGUGUUUUAAAGAUGUUUUAUUGAGUUGCUAUCGUUUAAAAAAAUUUAAAGGUGAAGUACAUUAUUUAUAGACUGAUUAUUAUUGUAAUGAAUCUACAAGUUAAACUUCUUUCUUAUCUUAGGGCCACUGUGUAGCCAGAUUUGUCUAUAGUGAUUUACUAUUCAGUGAUGUUCUACCUACCUUUCAGUAUAUAUUGUCAUGAUUUAGACCAGAGGAUUCCCACACUUGGUGUUGACCUGAGCAACAUGCCAUUCUUUAAAUCAGAGUCCAUGUAAUUUUGUUUUCUACUGUCACCUAGUUGGUUGAUUCUGCAACUAAUCAUCAGUCAGGUAACCACUACAACAGCUAAGACUUUAUUUAUGUUGUGCAUUGUAUUGUUUUGCUUUAAACUGUGUUCUAAUUUGUAACUGAACAUGAGCUUGUUUGAUAUUUCAUUUCUAAUAAAUGAGCAAUAAUG